This is a messenger RNA of Guillardia theta CCMP2712, 704 nucleotides long. RefSeq lists its product as hypothetical. The coding region runs from base 31 to 684 and encodes 217 amino acids. Gene Ontology annotation, molecular function: phosphatidylinositol binding. The record is from RefSeq and is a predicted model, not a curated record. Gene Ontology annotation, cellular component: intracellular membrane-bounded organelle. Lineage: Eukaryota; Cryptophyceae; Pyrenomonadales; Geminigeraceae. The transcript has a single exon.
AGUUUUCUUUGCUGAUACAUCCGGUAGAGGAUGCCGAACAGAGAAGGAGGUUCUGCUGUUCCAAGUCGUUCUUCGACAGAAACCUGUCACCCACACACCAUCCAUCGCCUGCAAGUGGCCAUCAUCAAGUCAGAAGCUCGAUCGACACAUUGCAUGAGGACAAAGGCGAUGCAGCACUUCGUAGCCUACGAGGUGAUCUGCUCGCUGUCCGCCCACGGGUCGCACCCGAGUCUCAAGUGGCAGGUCUGGCAUCGCUACAACGAGUUCAGGGAGUUCAGGGACCGCCUCGUCCAGAUCAAUCCGAAGUCGUUUGCCGACUUGCAGUUCCCUCCGAAACGAUGGUUCUCAGGCAUGUCAGAAGCGACGGUAGAUGAGAGGAAGGCUGGCCUUGAGAAGUACUUGGAGGAUGCUAUACAGAGAUGUGAGAAGGAGGACGAGGCAUUUGUUUUCGACGCUUUCUUAGAGAUCAGCAAGCACAACCGCCCACCGCAAACGAAUCAGCUGACAGACAGGAGGGAAAAGCAUCUACGACUGGAGACAGACUCUGUCAAUCAUAACACGACUGAAGACAUCAUGUUUGCUGAGAACAUCCGGCGCUGCGACACGUUGACGAGGAUGCACGAUAGAAAGCCCUCUCCUCCCGCUCGAAUUCCGGGGUUCAACCAGAAUGGAAGUGAAGCAUGAUUAAAGUUAAUUUUGACUCG